Scomber japonicus (chub mackerel) is the source of this 4302-nucleotide messenger RNA. RefSeq names its product sema domain, transmembrane domain (TM), and cytoplasmic domain, (semaphorin) 6E (gene sema6cb). Gene Ontology annotation, molecular function: chemorepellent activity; semaphorin receptor binding. Lineage: Eukaryota; Metazoa; Chordata; Actinopteri; Scombriformes; Scombridae. The coding region runs from base 29 to 3136 and encodes 1035 amino acids. The transcript has 17 exons. The record is from RefSeq and is a predicted model, not a curated record. Gene Ontology annotation, biological process: axon guidance; negative chemotaxis; neural crest cell migration.
UUCUGGUGAGGUCUCAUCUUCUGCCAAAAUGAGGCUGACGCUCGGCUCGCCUCGACCCGUCCCGCUAGCCGUCCUGGCUCUCACCUUAAUCGCCUUCUUACCUCAGCUGUCCUCAGGAGCCACGCCGUUCCCCCAAGACCUGGAACCAAUCAGCGUUGUGGGCAGAGAGUCCUCCUACCUCUACCCCAGCUUCCAGGGACUUAUGUCGGACAAUGACACCGUCCGUCUGGGCCUGGACUUCCAGAGGAUGCUGAGGAUCAACCACAUGCUCUACAUCGCUGCUCGGGACCAUGUGUUUGCCAUCAAUCUUGCCUCUUCAUCGGAGCAGAUAAUCCCACAACAGAAAUUGACUUGGAAGACGAAGGAUGUGGAGAAGUGCACUGUGAGAGGAAAAAACAGCGACGAAUGUUACAACUACAUCAAAGUGCUGGUGCCACGCAAUGACGAGACACUGUUCGCCUGCGGCACCAACGCCUUCAACCCCACCUGCCGUAACUAUAAGAUGUCGACACUGGAGCAGGAAGGGGAGGAGGUGGUGGGACAGGCUCGCUGCCCCUUCGAGUCCCGCCAGUCCAACGUUGGGCUUUUUGCAGGUGGAGAUUUCUACUCAGCCACCAUGACUGACUUCUUGGCAAGCGAUGCAGUGAUUUAUCGCAGCCUAGGAGAGAGUAGCCCCGUUCUUCGUACAGUCAAGUAUGACUCCAAGUGGCUGCGAGAGCCCCAUUUCCUCCACGCUAUUGAGUACGGGAACUACGUGUACUUCUUCUUCAGCGAAAUCGCAGUGGAGUACACCACUCUUGGCAAGGUGGUUUUCUCCAGAGUCGCACGCGUUUGUAAGAACGACAACGGCGGUUCCCCGAGGGUGCUGGAACGUUACUGGACGUCAUUCCUCAAAGCUCGGCUGAACUGCUCCGUCCCCGGCGAUUCCUUCUUCUACUUUGACGUGCUGCAGUCGCUGACCAACGUGCUGCAGAUCAACCACAGGCCGGCCGUGCUCGGAGUCUUCACCACACAGGCCAACAGCAUCACCGGCUCAGCAGUCUGUGCUUUCUACAUGGACGACAUAGAGAAGGCCUUCAGUGGCAAAUUCAAAGAGCAGAGGAACAGUGAGUCAGCGUGGACACCCGUUCCAGAGGAGCAGGUCCCAAAACCGAGGCCGGGCUGCUGCGCUGGCGAAGGCUCAGCAUCCGCCUACAAGUCGUCCACCACCUUCCCUGACGACACGCUGACUUUCAUCAAGUCGUACCCGCUCAUGGACGAGUCGGUCCCCUCGGUCAACGACAGACCUUACUUCACCCGCACCACCAGCAGGUUUAAGUUGACCCAGAUAGCAGUGGACACCUCAGCAGGGCCGUACAAGAACUACACCAUGGUUUUCCUGGGUUCAGAUAACGGUCAUGUGUUGAAGAUCCUUGCUAGCACCGAGGGAACCAACGCUUCCUUCAGCACCCAACUUCUGGAGGACAUCGACGUCUACAACCCCAACAAAUGCAACGUGCGGGGCGAGGACAGGAGGGUGCUGGGUCUCGAGCUGGAUCGGGAUCAUCAUGCGUUGUUCGUUGCCUUCUCCAGCUGUGUGAUCCGUGUGCCGCUCAGCCGCUGCUCGGACUACACCACCUGCAAAAAGAGCUGUUUGUCUUCACGGGACCCUUACUGCAUUUGGCUCAAGUCGGGUAGCUGUGCCACAGUCUCUCCUGGAUUCAAGGGCGGGUUUGAACAGGAUGUAGAGAACGGCUACCAUCAGCUCCCCGAUACCUGCCACGAUGUCCUGGCGACCACUCGCAAGCAAAACACGGCACUAGAUUCAGCGUAUGGUGUGAGACGGCCACCGGAGCUGGACAAGACCCAUCACAGCGUCCAUUAUACGCUCCUGAUCGCUUGUGUUUUGGUGGCCUUCGUCCUUGGCGCCUUCCUCUCUGGCUUCCUGGUCUCCUGCUACUGUAAUCACACGGGCCACAAGACCAAGAAAUUAACAAAAGAUCCUGAGGCCCCGAUUCCACACGCCCUAUCACUCCGCAGCCUGGCGAAACUCAACGGUCUCUUGGACAGCCAAAGCAAGGAUGACAAGCUGGAAGUGUCAUCUCCAAAGAUCUACAACUCUUUCUUUGCCAACGGCAAGGAGCAUCACCAACCGAAGAGAAAUGGACAUCAUGGAAUGACCAUGGGAGAUCUGGUCCAUCCUCACCAUCACCACCUCCAUCAUUCCUCUGAGCUCUCAGGUCUGCCUACACCUGACUCGACCCCAGAACUGCCCAUCAAGAGCAUGAAAGCGUUCAAGAACCAGUGGGAGAAGAACCAGAAUUGCAACAAUGCCAAGGAGCCAAAGUCUCACAAUACUGGCUCCAGGCCCAGCUCUGCACUGCUUCCCCAACAAGUAUUCCCCUACUCCCAUAGCCUGUCCAAUGGGCAGCCUCUGGUAGGUCACCUCCAUCCAGAGGAACGCAAAAUCCACAACGUUGAACGCGUAUUAUCUCAGCAGCCUUACCCUGGUUACUCUCAGAAGGUGAUGGAGGUUACCUCACUGGAUGAGCUCCUGAAGCACAUCCACGAGGCAAGCAGCAGCAAGAACUCACAGUUAAUAAGCCCAUCCGGUCUGAUGGCCAGUGGUGGAUGCCAGCUAGCCUUUGCCAACCGCAUUCAACCUCAGAUCCCUGAGACAGAAUCAGCACCCUACUACAGCUCAUCCACUUUACCCCGAGACAGCCUUACCCGACGCAUGGAUGUUCCUCCAGAUAUCCCCCCACACCACCAGUCCACCCUGGAGAGGAGGCACUCCUCCCAGAGGCACUCGCUGAUUGCUGCAGCCACAAAGAUGCCCAAUGGAGGUGGAGGAGGGGUCGUCGGAGGAAUGAUCCCUCGCCAGCACAGCUUCAGCCAACGAAAUGGCGGGCCCCACCAGCCACCUCCCCUCCUAGCACGGAUGAACUCAACGGGAAGUGCCUGUGAGGUUCACUACCCCCUCAUCCCCAAUGGGUACCUGACACGCCAGCACAGCUACAAUGGAGAUCAGCAGGAGAUCCAACACAGGGGCGCUAUUGUUCGCCGGGCCGCCUCUCUCAAACCCGACGUCCCACCCAAGCCCUUGUUCAUACCUGCCACGUCCCCCGUUAACCAACAGGGAAAGUUCAACUACUGAGGAGGUAAACUCCUGGACUAAAGAGGGAGUCUCCCUCAUUGUGUCUUCUUAAAGGAACUUCCCUUAGAAGAAAUGCAGUGGGUUCGAGGUUGCAGACCUUCACCAGAAAACACAACCAAUCGUGUGGCAGCCAGUGUCACUGUGGACAAAAGCCUCAACCAAACAUGUUUUUUCCCCUUCUUUUUGUCCAACGAAUAUCUUUGUACCAUAUUGGUAUUGCUCAGCUACUUGCUUAUUAUAGAACCGCUGACUUGGGUGACGUGACGCCACCUCCUUAUAUUAGGCUGCCAAUGUCCUCAGUGUGGAUUUACAAUGCAACUUAGUUUUUGGACGCAUUGAUGUUGGAAGAACUACACAUCAGUCAUCUUGAAGACUUGUAAGCCAGAGGCUUCUGCGAUGCUUAGAUUCAUGCUUUUGCUUAACCUUUUCUGAUGUAGUGUUGGUAACCAGUCCCCGCCCGCCCCACCCUCGAAUGUGUUUAUAUUAUGCAUGUGUGUGUAUAUAUAUGUGUGUUUAUAUCCACACCGUAUAUGUAUACAUAUACAUAUGCAGUAUAUGUAACCUGUGGUGAAAAGUCAGCAAAUUCCCCUGAAAGUAGUUAUGUCUUUGCCUUACUAUACUCUUUCAUCUUUGGGCAUAUUAAACGAUCCCCUACCCUAGGAAAUAUCUUAGGGACACCAAAUCAUGCACUUCAUCAACACAACUCAUUGUCAGUUGGCUAAAAACAAUUAACCACAUUUAUUUGUGUUGACAAGAGAAAGGAAACACUUCAACAAUGCAGCUAUACUCGUUAUUUUCUCUUUUCUUCUCCCGUCCCAGCAUAUGUCAGGUGAUUUAAUCGGGUCCAUUAAAGUUCCUUGAGAAUGUUUCUAUAAGAUUGGUGCUCCACAAAUCUAGUGGGUCUAACGUCCUCUGAAAUGGAAAUUAACUAUACCGUGUCAGCUAAAAUAUUUUGGACCCAAAGAGGACAAGACAAACAUGCCAUGCCAUGCCAUGCCAUCUGAGAGAAUGAACAUAAAAUAUAGAACAGACUGCAGUUAUUAUAAUUAUUAACUUUGUGGCUAUUGGUUGUAAAUAAAGGAAUAAUUACUAGCCAAAUUUUAACUGUAUGUGUAAAUGUGUGCCUUAUUUAAUAAUAGUGUGUGACAUGGGGAGUAGGGGUUAAU